This is a messenger RNA of Brassica rapa (field mustard), 1120 nucleotides long. Its product is annotated as homeobox-leucine zipper protein ATHB-7. Gene Ontology annotation, molecular function: sequence-specific DNA binding; DNA-binding transcription factor activity, RNA polymerase II-specific. Lineage: Eukaryota; Viridiplantae; Streptophyta; Magnoliopsida; Brassicales; Brassicaceae. Gene Ontology annotation, biological process: positive regulation of DNA-templated transcription. The record is from RefSeq and is a predicted model, not a curated record. Gene Ontology annotation, cellular component: nucleus.
CAUCAAAAAAAUUGAACGUAAUAAUCUUAGCCUCAACACCACAUAUAUAGAGAGCCAGCAUCUCAAAAACAGAGAUUCAAAAAAUAUAUAAAAAUACAUCAUAAAUCCUCUCAGGUUAGAUGACAGAAGGAGAGGAAUAUUGUCUAGCGAGGAUGUCAGUAGAUCCUUUCAUGGCCAUGAAGAAGAGCAAUUACAAUAAGAACAAUCAGAGAAGGUUUAGUGACGAGCAGAUCAAAUCACUUGAGAUGAUGUUCGAGUCUGAGACAAAGCUUGAGCCAAGGAAGAAGGUUCAGUUAGCCAGAGAGCUUGGCUUGCAGCCCAGGCAAGUGGCCAUAUGGUUUCAGAACAAGAGGGCUCGUUGGAAAUCGAAGCAGCUCGAGACAGAGUUCAACAUUCUCAAACAAAACUAUAACGACUUGGCUUCUCAGUUUGAGUCACUCAAGAAAGAAAAGCAAGCUUUAGUCUCUGAGUUGCAUAGACUAAACGAAGAGGUGCAAAAAACGCACGAAGAGAAAAGACUAUGUUGUGGUGAUCAAGCAGCGGUGGUGGCUCUAAGCAGCACAGAUCAUGAAUCAGAAAACGAAGAGAACACAAGGCGUGAACAGGAGGAGGAGGUUAGGCCAGAGAUGGAAGUGUGUGAGAAGGGUGAUGAUGGGGUUCUGUGUGGUCAUCAUAAUGAUGAUUAUGAUGAUGGUGGGUACAAUAACGACAUCAAGAGAGAGUAUUUUGGUGGGUUUGGGGAAGAAGCAGAUCACCUGAUGAACAUUGUGGAGCCAGCUGAUAGUUGCUUAACAUCAUCUGAUGACUGGGGAGGUUUCAAAUCAAAUGCUAAUCUCUUGGACCAAUCCAGCAGCAAUUGCCCAUGGUGGGAUUUUUGGUCAUGAAAAAAGCGAUAGCUUAGUCUUUUGAGCUCAAAUAUCAUAUGGUUUUUGUCUGUAUAAAUUGUGUUAGAAAGAGUAGUAUAUUCUCCCAGUUAGUCUUUGUAAUUCUGUAUUAAGUAGUAGUAUUAAGUAAUUAUCAUGCUUUGUAGCUAAGUAGUAAGUUUAAGACUUGAUUUGGAUGAAUAAUGGAUCAAAGGCAGAGAAUCAUUAUAUAAUAAUAUAUAGUUUGUGCAUCAAGA